Messenger RNA from Penicillium hordei, 3630 nucleotides. RefSeq names its product DEAD/DEAH box helicase. The transcript has 2 exons. NCBI's taxonomy places the organism in Eukaryota, Fungi, Ascomycota, Eurotiomycetes, Eurotiales, Aspergillaceae. The record is from RefSeq and is a predicted model, not a curated record. Gene Ontology annotation, molecular function: ATP binding; ATP-dependent chromatin remodeler activity. Bases 1 to 3630 code for a protein of 1209 amino acids.
AUGUCAGAGCAAGCACAAUGGGCCCCAGGUUCCAUGAUCAGACCAAUACAAACAAAUCAUGGACCUUCAGGGGUUCCUCGGCCUUUCAGUGCCAUGUCCGGUCCUGAACCCGAUAUGAAAUGGGAAGACCAGGCGCUAGAUGCGCCUCUCGGCCCAGAUGUGACAGAUGGGCUCGACCUAAGGGUGAAAGAUGAGCCCUCCGACUCGGAGAUGACAGAUGAGCAUCUUGAACCCCAUACCCUAGAGACAACGAAUGCGCAUAUGGAUGGCUAUAUCCCAGCCGGCGUUUUGGGCAAAUUCUCCUCCAAGCCCCGCUACCCAGACUCCGAGGUAGCGCUUCUAGAAAAACACGAAUGGAUCCGAACACGCUCUCUUAGCGGCAGCAACAAUGUACAAGUUUUCGUGCUACCGAACGCACAGCAAAAGAAACCCAUUAAAAAAAAGAAAAGAGGUGAAACCGAAAGUAUUCUCCUAACCCAUCUCAAACUCGUCAUGUCUAUGAUCGACAACUCCUCUGAAGCUUGGAACGGCUUGAUUGAUGCCCAUGCUGGUCUAAUUACCAAUAAUCAAUCCGAUAGUGACGAAGAAGAAUCUCUGUAUUACAUAUUCAAUACGCUGCAAGAACCCACUCUGGACUUGGAUCGCUUAACAGAUUUGCACUCCCGGGACGCCAUGGAGGCAUUGCUUGGCGAUUCGGUUCGAGGUCUUAAAACACAACUUCAUCCGUUUCAGCGCGAAUCUGCUGUUGUGAUGGUGCAGCGGGAGGCAGAGCCGGCGCUAGCGCUUGAUCCGAGAUUCCAGCCUUGGCGGGGUCCGACUGGGUUGGAGUUCUAUUAUAACAAAGAGUCUGGCAGUAUUUUGAAGGACAAGAUAUUGUAUCCCGAGGCUUGUGGAGGGAUCUUGGCAGAGUCCAUGGGAUGUGGAAAAACACUCAUCAGUCUUGCUGUGAUAUUGGCUACGCGGGGACAUUUCCCCAAAAUCCCGGUGGAGUAUCAAACACUCGAAAACCCAAUCAGGAACAAGACUGGAACAUUAAUGGAAAUGGCUGCUGCUGCUGUUGGUCGCUUUUCCCUGCCCUGGAAGGACUUCUUUGACUUGCAGCUGGUAGAAAAAGAGAAAGAUUAUGUUAAUUGUAGGACGGCCUGUAUGGCCCAGAGUGGUUCCUACAUGAUACCGGCGAAACGCGACAAUCAAAGGUCUACAUCAUGGUACGCCGAGCCGGCGGAGCACAUUCGUCUCUGCUCUGGUACACUCGUUAUCGUCCCGGAAAACUUGGUGGACCACUGGGAACGUGAGAUCGCUACUCACACCAGCGAUCUGAAACUUCUAGUAUUGCGAACGAAGGACACAACACCAUCAACGGACGAACUUCUGAACUUUGAUAUUGUGAUGUUCUCCAAAGGCCGAUGCAGCAAAGAGAAAGCAAACCGCAACAGUCGUGCGCAGAAGUCGGAUGCCCCUAUUCUCGAUCUUCACUGGUUGCGAGUUAUUGUCGAUGAAGGGCACAACCUUGCGGGUAAAACAACCGAAAUGGUCGACUUUCUAAGAAAGCUGAAAUUCGAACGCCGCUGGAUGAUCUCGGGAACCCCCCUCUCAGAAAUGUAUGGAGUGGAACUUAGCAUUGCUUCACAGGAAGUGGGCACAGACGAUCCUGAAUCAUCGCCCGACGAUCACGCCGGUUCCAUCCCCCAAACCCGCAGAAAGGGGGGCAAUGAAGACCCGGACUUGAGGAAAUUGGGCGACAUGGUUCAUAAUUUCUUCAAACUCAGGCCCUGGGCCAACAAUCCUAAAGAAUGGGUAUGCUACACAAAAACGGUGGGUAAAGAUGGAAUUUCUCGAAAAUCUCCAUCUCUACGUGCGACCCUCCAGAGUCUUGUUGUACGACACCGGUACGAAACGGUCAAAAAAGAGAUCACUCUUCCACCGCUGUAUAACAAAGUGGUCUACCUUGAGCCGACUUUCUACGACAGGCUAUACAUCAACAUGUUCCUCUUUACACUCGCAGUCAACACUAUUACAUCUGAACGUGAAGGUCCCGACUAUAUGUUUUAUGAGGGCGACGAAAAAAAGAAAAGCAAAAACAAAAAUAAGCUCACUGAGUUGAUACAAAACUUACGCCUGGCUGGGUUUUGGUGGGCUGGCGAUGACAAUGUCCAAAGCACUGUCGACAUUGCUCUAGAAUAUCUGGAAGAAAACCAAGAGAAGAUGACAGUGGCGGAUCUCAACCAAUUGAAACAGGGAAUCCAGAUCGGACGAAAGGCAAUGAAUUCCCCUGGCUGGAAUGGAUUCAAAAAGAUGCAUGAGCUUGGAGUCUUCGUUCGGCGUUUCCCAAAAUAUGCUCGCAACAUGUGGGCCCUUGAUGCCACGGACACCGACCGCGAGCCUCUGCUCAUGGGUAUGACCCAAGCCCGUCGCGCGCAAGAAUUUGUGAUGAACCGUCUCCGCAUGCCUGAUCCCGCCGAUGGUCUUGCAGGAGAGGGAAUCAAAGUUCGUCGGGAGCUAGCUCAACACAGCCAGACAGCCACUUCAAAAAAGAAAGACAAAGAUCAAACUUUGAACUUCUGCACUCUCCCAGAAACUUCGCCAUUGAAACAAACGAAACUGGAAGGAGUAGCAUCGGCCAAGCUUCGGUACUUGUUGGACCAAGUGCUGAAGUUCCAGAAAACCGAGAAAAUCAUCAUCUUCUAUGAACACGACAACGUCGCUUCCUGGGUCGAGCAAGGCCUGGAGUUAAUAGCAGUUAAAUUCCGCACCUACGCAAGUACUGCGAGUAUGGGAUCCAAUGUAAAAACCGAGAGUCUGAGUGAAUUCCGCGAAACCGACGAGGUCCGUGUUCUGCUGAUGAGCGUCAAACAAGCCUCGCAUGGCCUCCACAUCCCCGAAGCCUCGCGGAUGUACAUCGUCAACCCGAUUUGGGAACGCAACGUGGAAAGCCAAGCCAUCAAACGAGCCCACAGAAUCGGCCAGAAAAGAGCAGUCUACGUCGAAACCCUCGUCCUGGGCGACACUCUCGAAUACCGGAUGCUCACCCGCAGCAAAAAUAUGACCGCCGAGGAGACAAAGCACGCAGGAAAUGACCCGCUUCAAGAUAGUACCAUGAGCGACAUUAUUAAACACGAGCCCUUUUUACCCAUGCCCGACGAGGCUUCCGCCGGCAUGGCUCCACUGACACAUCCACUCGGGCUAUUUGAUCGGCAUAAAUUGCCGAUUCCCGAUAAAGAGAAGGUCCGUGCGCCCAGGCCACCGGGGCAGAAACCGACCGGCAAAACGGCGCAGAAACGGCCUCGGGCUUUGGAGUCCGAUGCUGAUUCUGAUUCGACUGGUGUUCAGGGGUCAUCGGCCCCGCGGCGACGGAUUGGCUUUGCGGAGCAUGACCAGGUCAUGGGUGAGGGUACUGUGGAUGCGGUUCCUACGCCGCUGCAGCCCGUGCCUAGGUUGAAUUCGGCUUCUAAGGCUGAGGUCCCUAUAUCUAGACCUUCGCUGACAGGCUUUGCGGAGCGUGGGACAGUUAUUGAGGAUGGUGCUGGAGCAUCUAGUCCAGUGCGGCUCAUGCCGAUACACUCUGCGGUAGAUUUUACCAGGGACGGUGUUGAGAGGGCGCCCUCGUUGUUUGGGCCGUUCCGGCCAUGA